GGCUCUAUGACUUCUUUUCUUAGUAUUAAUCAUGUUUGUUUUCAUAAUUUGGUAGCAAGGACAUUAAAUAGAAGGAAUGGGGCAUAAAAAUAGAAUGGAAUACCCAGAAGAUCAGAUUUAAUGAAAAGUCCUAUUGUAACUAACAGCUUUGAGUUUGGAUUUCCUGCAAACAUAACAUAAACAUGAGAAAGUCUGCAGAUGCUGGAAAUCCAAAGCAACACACAGAAAAUGCUGGAGGACCUCAGCAGGUCAGGUGCAGCAUCUUUGAAAAUGAAUAAACAGUUGAUGUUUUGGCUCGAGACCUUUCUUGGCCUGAGAAGAAAGGGGAAAGAUGCCAGAAUAAAAAGGUGCUGUUGGGGGGGGGGGGGGGGUGGAGUGGCUAGCUGGAAGUUGAUAGGUGGGUGGGAAAGGUCAAGGGUUGGAGAGGAAGAAAUCUGGUAGAAAAGGAGAGUGGACCAUAGGAGAAAGGGAAGGAGGAGGGGAACCAGGUGGAAGCAAUAGGCAUGUGUGAAGAGGUGAAAGGUCAGAGUUGGGGAGGCAGUUGCUUUACUGAAAGAAGAAAUCAAUAUUCAUGCCAUCAGGUUGGAGGCUACCUAGAUGGAAUAUAAGAUAUUGCUCCUCCACCCUGAGGGUGGCCUCAUCUUGGCACAAGACUAGGCCAUGGGCCGACAUGUUGUAACAGGAAUGGAAAUGAGAAUUAAAACGUUUGGCCACUGGGAGCUCCUGCUUGCGGCAGAUAGUGUGGAGGUGCUCGACGAAGCAGUCCCCCAAUUUAUGAUGGAUCUCAGCAAUGUAUAGAGGAGGCUGCAUCGGGAGCACUGGACACAACAGACAACUCCCAGCAGAUUUGCUGUUGAAGUGUUGCCUCACCUGGAAGGACUGUCUGACGCCCUGAAAGGAGGUGAGGGAGGAGGUGUGUGGGCACUUAGGCCGCUCGCAGGGAUAAGUGCCGAGGGGAGAUAAGUGGGGAGGGACAAACGGACAAGGGAAUCAUAGAUGGAGCAAUUUCUGCCGAAACCUGGGAGGUGGCGUGAUAAGGGUAGCUUUACUGGUAGGAUCCCUUUGGAGAUGGUGGAAGUGCUUAUGAUAAUGUGUUGGAUGUGAAGCCUGAUAGGGUGGUGGGUAAGGACAAGAGGGACUAUCACUUUUAAGGCAGUGGGAAGAUGUGGUGAGUGCGGAUGCUUGGGAAAUGGAGGAGAUGUGGGUGAGGGCAGCUUUAAUAGUGCAGGUAGGGAAACGCCGUUCAUUAAAGAAGGAGGACAUCUCUGAAGUAUUUUUUGUUCUGGUAUACAUGUAUAUUGGUUAGUAAAUUACUGGACACACCUAGCAUCACAAGAUCGAAGGGUAUAGGGAGGAGCUGGUGAGACAAGGCAGGGGGAGAAUUGAAGUCAGGUUCUUACAGCGUUAAAAAGAUUUUGUGAACUUGAAGGCAGUGAUAAUGCAUGAUCUCAAGAUCCGGGGGAGAUUUUUAUUUGAGUGAUGGGGGAGAAGAGUCUGCAUGUGUUGGAAAUUAGAGCUGGAAAGGGAUGCACUCAAUGUUGCUCUGAGCAUCACCUACAUUACUUAAACGUCACAAGUGUUUAUAUAUCAUUCCCUCUGUAACUGGACAGCUCAUAAAUCAAAUCCGAUUCUAAACCAACUUUCCCACAUUUUUUUAAUGUAUCUCUGGAUAUGUUUAUAGAGUUAUCCAGUAUCUUUGCACUGUAUAAAAAAGCAACGUUUUUAAGUAAACUGUCGUUCAAACAGGAUUCCUUCCCUAUAUUUUGCUGUUCCGUGAGGCUAGGAUAAAAGCGACUGAAACUUCUACAGAGUUAAGCACACAACUACACCUUACAGCAUGAGAGAGAGAGAGAGAGAAAAAAAACAACCAUUGCCUAGAAAAUGGAGGGACACACUGGAAAUUAGCUUACACCCUACAAGGGGACUUGACCUAACAUUAUCUUUUAAACACGGUAGCAAUUUGUGAAGGUGUAUUUCUAUGAACGUUUUUUUCCUUUCUCAAGUAAAACACUCCACCUCCCACUCCCUGAGUGUAGACUUUAUAAGCCACUCUCGACGCGAGCCACUGUGCCGAGCUCUAGUCCGGGCUGCACUUUCCCACACAACUUUUAUUAGAAACUGGCGGUCGCGACAAGAGCGAAUGUUUGAAGAACAGCGCUUGUAUAAACAAAUCGCCGGAGCUCAGUUAAAGACAUAAUGCAAACAGAAACAGUAACGGAUGGUGGUGGUGUGAAGCUGGGAAGAGACAUGGUUUAAGUUGCAGUGAAACCAACGACAGCGGCGAGGCACGGCCAAACGUCACACAUGUCAGUGAGUCUCGGCUCUCUCAUGGAAAGAUGUGCAGUUGCAUGCACUUUGCAAAGCGAUGAGCCGCAUGUCUUGGGGACUGCCAGUGUAAAUGUUCGGCUCAUCGGCCGGAGAAGUUAAUCUGUUUUAUGUGGAGGGACGAGACGUCAAGCAUCGAAUAGGGAAACGGCGCGAACGCAGCAACUUCCUCCUUUAUUUAGUGUCUGUGUGCAAAAGGUUGUUUUUUGCUUUUCGUUCUGUGGUCUUUGAGCAGCGCUGAUGCAUUUUGCAAACAUUGGAUUGAUGCGUCCCAGUUUAUGAAGAUAUAUAUCUCAUCGGAUAUCUGAAACUUGAACUCCCUCAAUUCCAGUUAAUGGUUCUGCUCGAUUCCACUCCAAGCAGCCGAACGGGAGGAAAAUCCAGGGAAGGGACGAAGAUUGCUUUAUCAGUCUGAGAGUAGUCUGGGCAUUUUGCAAUGCUGCUGUGGGUUCCCGCAAUUUGCAUUGUGUCUCUGGCUGUGCUCGGUCUGUUUGCGAGAUUGUAUUUCGGUCAAUAUUUCAAAGAGCGAUUGGACCCGAACAGUCGAUGCCACCGGGACGAUGAGGUCAACGAUGCCCCGAAGAUGAUAUGCAAACCUUCGGCCCUGGCCAAAUACCUGCUGAAAAGCUGCGUGACCGUCAGCGCAGGACCCCGUACCCGCUGGAUCUGGAGGAAGUUUCCUCACCUGCAAACGGUCUGGAAUGGAAUCUGGCCCACAGGCUCGGCGAUGCAGUUUACCCGGGAUUACCUACAGUUGUCGGACGAGGGUCUAGUGGCACUAGACUGGGCAGUGACAGCCCACGGAAGCAGGAGAAGAGCCUCCAGCAACUCGCCAGCACCCAUCGUCCUCGUCAUCCCCAACUCCUUCGGGAAGAUCACCAGGAAUAUUAUCAAGCUUUGUGCCUCAGCCCUGGACUGUGGUCAUCGGCCAGUGAUAUUUAACAGAAGAUGCCAGAAUGGAUGUCUUUUAACUACACUGAAGCUGCAGCAGUUUGGUGACCCAUCGGAUCUGAGAGAAGCGGUCAGGUACAUUCGAUACAAACAUCCAAAUGCCAGGCUGUUCACUGUGAGUGAGAGCACAGGAGCUGGGCUGCUGCUGUCCUAUCUCGGCGAGUGUGGGUCAUCCAGUUACGUGACCUGCGCUGCCUGCAUCUCACCCAUCUUCAGGUGCCAGGAAUGGUUCGAGACAGGACCUCCCUGGCUGUAUCAUUGGCUUUUGCUCCUUUAUCAAAAAACUUGGCUGAGCAGGUACACCACUGUGCUAGGAGAGAUUGUUGACAUGGAUAAGCUGUUUGCCACUCAGACUUUGAAGGAAUUUGAGGAGGUGCUCUUCUGUCAAACAAAGAAGAGCAACUUGUGCUGGGACACGUACUGGGAGAAGAAUGACCCUUUACGAGAUGUAGAUGAGGUUGCAGUGCCAGUGCUGUGUAUUUGCAGCCAGGAUGACCCCUGCCGAGGGGACCCGGACACAACCGUGCCAUUCGAACUCUUUGAAACUAACCCCCAUUUUUUUCUACUGCUGACCAAACAUGGUGGCCACUGUGGCUUCUUAAAGAGCAGGUCCUCUGUGUGGAGCCACAAGGUAUUACUGGAAUAUUUUAAAUCUGUCAGUGAAUUCUUUGCGACAGAGGAAAGAACAAAGAGCUUUUCAAAAAGAAAAUACGCAGUGGCUGUAAACUCCAUGGCUUAUAAGUGUGGUAGAGGCAACAGCUUCAAAGGCAACUCAUUUUGCUCCCACAAUAUUCAUGAGAUUUUCAGCUGGCAGAGGUCCUACACCAGAUGAUUAACAAUUAGGACUUUUGAGAAGAUUAUUGUUCUUGUUAAUUAAUACAGCUUGUUUUUAUCCGGA
Molecule: messenger RNA, 4174 nt
Organism: Hypanus sabinus (Atlantic stingray)
Lineage: Eukaryota; Metazoa; Chordata; Chondrichthyes; Myliobatiformes; Dasyatidae
Product: protein ABHD15-like
Exons: 3
Coding region: 2762-4108 (448 amino acids)
Molecular function (GO): monoacylglycerol lipase activity; short-chain carboxylesterase activity
Source: RefSeq, a predicted model, not a curated record